Molecule: messenger RNA, 696 nt
Organism: Epithele typhae
Lineage: Eukaryota; Fungi; Basidiomycota; Agaricomycetes; Polyporales; Epitheliaceae
Product: DnaJ-domain-containing protein
Exons: 4
Coding region: 1-696 (231 amino acids)
Cellular component (GO): nucleus; cytoplasm
Molecular function (GO): protein folding chaperone; protein-folding chaperone binding
Source: RefSeq, a predicted model, not a curated record
AUGGCCACAACACGAAACCUGUAUGAUAUCUUGAGCGUUCCCCAGGGAGCUUCAUCCGACGAUGUACGGAAAGCUUACAAGUUCAAGGUCCUCGAAACCCAUCCAGACAAGCUGCCUCCUGGUUCAGACGAGGCGACCAUAGCUGCCGCGGAGGCGGAAUUCAGAGACAUCCGUACGGCGUUUGACGUCCUGAGCGACCCUGCGAAGCGCAAGGCUUACGACAACGGCCUCAACUUCGUCAAACGCCGCGUCAACGUCAACCCGGAAGACGUGCAAGUUCGCCUUGCGCGCGAACGUGCGGAAUGGCACAAACAAGCGGAAGCUCGGCACCAGGAGCGCAUGAAGGUGCUGCAUGAGGAAAUCGGCGCCAGCCAGAAGCGGUACCAGGAAUCGCUGGCACAGACGGAGCUCCGGUACCAGGAGAAGAUGAGGACCAUCGAGGAACAGCUCACUUUGCACCGGGAGGUCGCGCGGGCGGUUGCUGCGGGGGAGCCGGAAGGCACAUACACCUUGGUGGAUGAGAUGCUCAGUGACUUGAGGAGACGGUGCCCGGAGUGGGAGAUUCGGAGGCAGAAGGUACUCAAGGUGAGUCUCGAAACCCAGCUCCGAAGAAGUAAAGGGCUCAUGUCCUUCACGCAGCAACGGGUCGAACGAGUGAAGGAGGAAGCUCAAGCAGUUCAGAUUUUGGCCGAGUGA